AGAUUGCAGGGAGCAUCCCUUUGCUGGGAUCGCGUGUUGGGCCACACUACUUUUUCAAGUGUCCCCGACAAAUUAUUUUUGUGUUCCCCGAGUCAUUCGCGCUGUCUGGGGAGUCGUGGUAACCGACUUGGAGCUCAUUAUUGCCAAAGGAGGCGAUCCUGGUACCCCGAAAACUAAUGACAGGUUCUGGGGACAUGUUUAGUCUGUUUUUCGGAUGGUUGCAAACUUUUGGGGACGUAACGAUUUGGAGCGAGCGAUGUUGUCGCCAGGAUUAGUAACGAACAAGUCGGGUUUGACUGAUGGGUUUGUGAGUUUUUGGAGCCGCACUGAACUUCUCCUGGGCUAUGAGGGUUGGACUUGAGGGUGUGGUGGAGGUUAAGUUGGGUUGUGAAUGUAGCGGUUUAACCAAUCGCGCGGAGAUGAUUUCCGAAAUGGUGGAGAACAUACUGGGUUAAGGUGUUGGGUCAGGGUGUGAAGGUCGAAAUUCAAGGGUUUCUGAGGGCGAGGGCUUGUGUGUGUUCGCUGCCUGGGGAGUGGUUUUCUGUGGAGAUAUUUAGCAGGUGCCAGGGCCAUAUGUGAUCAAGGAUCUUGAUGAAGCAUUGAAGAUUUCCAAAGUCAAUUGAGCUUUCUCUCUGUGUUGAGGAUAACUAAAUUUGGUUAGAGAGCUGUUGAUUUCGAAUUUUUGUCAAGGUUAUUAUCGCGUAUAUUCAACGAAACACAUGAGAUGAAAAUGUUGGUUUAUGAUGAGUGGGGCUGGUGCAAUCAACGUGAUGGCUAGUUAGGCGCCGUAGAGCGGUGAGUAAUGCCGUUUGCUUACCUCACAUUCUUGACCCUACGUACAGAGGUCGGUAGCUGGAAGAAAUCCUUGGGUUUUUGAAUGGAGGUUUUUUAAAAGCAGGAGGUUUCUUGUUCUUUUCUCUCACUUUACAGGUGAGUAGCUGGCAUUAUUAUUGCGCUAGAACGACGGGGGGGGGGGGGAUGCGGGGCGUGUGAGUUUACAAUCAAUUCAAUUUGGAGUCAUAUUGUAUGCCUUCUAGAAAAAGUUGCACGAUCUUGAGUUUAACUUGAAUCUGCGGUAUGAAAGAGGAGCUUGGAGUGACAAUGAAGUUGGUACGAUUCUUGGCUGGGGGUGUUGGAUUUAUGAUUUGUUUGUCGGCUUGUUGGUUCGGCUACUUGAGCAAUGAAGACUCAAAUUGUAUUGUUGCGAGGUCUAUGUCUCGCCCUAAUUUGAGCUAAGGCACGUGUUGUUCUGGAAGGUCGUAGAUGAGGUGCAGGCUUCCCAUGCUGACAGUGAGUUUGAAUUUUUCUGCUUCUAUGGAUUUCGUCUACCAUGCAUGGUACUGAACGGGGAUGCAAUCACAUGUUUUUUCUGAUGGUAGUCAUUCAGUGUGUCAUUCGUAAAGUUGGUAAAUGUGAGGUCUAUUAUGGUAUUACACUCUAAUGUGGUGAAGAGGAGUUCAAUCUGGUUAUGAUCGAUGAGUAAGGGCAGGACUGAGAGAACAUUUGUUCAUCGUUAAAUUUGUUUACUGCCGAACUGGUUAUGCAGGGACUAAUGGUUUAGUUUAGCGAUGUGGAGGGAUCGAUGCCUUUAACAGGUCCCAUUCCUCCACAGUCUUGAAAAAUUGUGUGUAGAAAUUAAAGCAAACACUGGAGAAGAUGGGUGAACUUGGUUAUCAGGAUUUGCUAUCAAAAUGCAUCGAGGGUGGGCUUCCAGGAGGUGGCAAUCUAAUAUCAAGUUCAAAGUUAGAGGUGAAAGCAGAUCCUGCUGCAGGAAAAGGUCGGUUCUUGGAAAACUCGACAAGUGGUUCUAGGGAAGAUACUUCUGGAGCUUCUGCAGGGUCCCUCGCAGAAUCCGAUGUUGGACACAGCAGAGGCACAGGAAUGGAUGCGACAGGUUUGGAGAAACGCAACUCUCAGGUUACCACUGUACCUAAAAGUGUUGGCGCAGGUCGUUUGGGAAGAAAAGCUUUGCGGACUGAGGAGUUAAAAAUUGAUAAGGUUCCUCUGUCGCUUUUAAAAUCCAUGAGGACAAGUGACAAAGUGUGCCCUGCUGUUCUAGCGAGUCAUAAUGUGGAGGGCUGUAAUGCUAGAAAUGAUUCCGCACCGCCAAUGUUCUCGUUCAGAAGUCUAAUAGAAGGUGCCAUCAGUGCGUCUAGGGUUCGGCCUUGUACUACCUCACGGAAUAGGGCAGAACCAGACAAGCAAGGUAUACCACCAAGUGUUGAACCGCAGAAUAGCAUGUUUUUGGCUGAGAAACGCCCUCCUCCAGUUCGGAGUGCACUCUUUGGCGACAGAAAUGAUGCUGUAUGUAAAGGAAACUCAACUCCGCGAACUCAUCGCGAGAAGAGGCUUCGUCCAGGUAAGGGGAUGCCAGAAUCCUGGGUAGUUCAGAAGAGUGCACCACGCACACAUGGUUCUGGAUCAUCAAUUAAAGACACUGUUGGUGACAACGUCCCGCAUGUCUCCUACGCUUCACUUCUGCAAGCUCAAUUGGGUGGUUCCCACUCCCAGAGAACUCUGCACAAAAAUGCGGGGAAUACGGAACCUCAUUCUUCAUCGGUUAACUUGCUGUCACAAUCCGUUGAAGUAAAAAACGGGUUUUUGUCACUACUUACUCAGACCACUCCACUGCUUUCUUCUGUUUCAGUAAGAGUAAAUUUUCCACCGCCUGCUCCAAAUUCUAUUGAUAAGAAAACAUCGGAUUUCCGCCUUUUUGAAGAAUCCUCCAGAGACCAUGCCGUACAUGACUCCCGAUCCCCGAACAACAUCCCUGAAAGUGACUUGUUAAAAACUUCUGCUCGCCCUGGUUCGCCAUUGCUCACAAGAUUAGAAGAAAAUGCUUCACAGACAGAGGUUUUGGGACCAUUUAGUUCCCUUGUGGCUGAUUCUACAUGUAAUUACAAGGGAGUAUUAGAUGCUCAGCUUCGGAUACAAUCCUCUGACUCGUUUGCUGUUUAUGAAUCACGGUUCAUAGACAUUCCCUUAGAGAAGGAUACUAUGGGCUCAUCAGAAGCGGCUGUGGUCCCAGCAUCAUCUAAGCAGAGAAGUAAAGAAGAGGAUGUUCCAUCGACAGUUGUGUUGGAUCGAGAAAGUUUUCUGUUGGCUGAUUCUCCAUGUACUGACGAGAGGAUGUCCGAACUUGAACUUUUGGAAGAAUUAUCACGAGCCCUUGCUUUACAUGAAUCACGAUUUGCAGAGAGUGUAUUGAAUGGGGAUGCUAUGGACUCGUCAGAUGCUGCCGUUGGUCCCGCAUUACUGGCCACAAGAACAAAAGAAGACGAUUCACAGGCUGAAGUUGUGAUGCCCAAUUCUGUGCCUACCCACAAUAGGAUAUUGAACGUCCAAUUUUCUGAAAAAGCUUCCAGCAAGUUUGCUGUGCGUGAAUUACAGCUGGCAGUCAAUUUGCUAAAAAAAGAUUGUACAGGCUUGUCAGAAACUGCUGCGUUGUCAACAUCCUCAUUGACAGGAAUAGAUGAAGAUGUUCCGGCGCGAAGAAUCGUGGUCGAAAUGGAUGCAGAGCUUUGUGGAGAUCCAGUGGUUUACCCUGAAAGAGGCAGAAAUAACGAACUGAACUUCAUCCCCAUGCCGAAUGACUCUGCGUUAGCCAAUCCUUCCCAUGGGCCAGUGUUCGACGACAUUUCACAAGCUUCUUUAGAAAGUCUGGAGAUUAAAAAUUUAUGUGCUGAAGGUCAAAUGGAUUCUAUGAGACUUGGGACGACAUUGCAGUCUUCCUGCCAAGCGGUUGGGAACCAACUUAGGGAUGUAAUAGGAGAUUCCGAAGAGACAUUAAGGGAUAACAUGUACGAUGCUCAGGUGAAGUGUGGAACCCAUGGUGUAUCGGAAACUAUCGAAAUCGAACCUAUUGACGCCACAAGGUUCAGGGAUUUAAUGGUAUGCAAUGCUCCUGUGCAAGGGCUUGUGUUUAAAGAACCAGCAGAUAUGUCUAAUGAUGAGCGCUUGUUUUCUAAACAGGAAAAAGCUUUCCCAUUGAAUUCUAAUGUCACUGAAGAAAAUUUCUCCUUAUUUUUACCUUUGGAUGGGCAGAGCUUAGACAAAGAGCCAUGCUUUGUUCCAGGGCAUUUGGAAAGUCCACCAUUUCUAGGUGACGGUAGGUCCGAUCGAACAGACGAUAGGACUGCCGUUGGAUGUUCCUUGGAAGCAGACCUUAAGCAAACAGAAUAUGUGAAAGCCAUGUUUGAGAAAGGGCAUAAGGACAAGACAUGCAAUGCUCAAACUUCUUCAGCAGGAAAAUUGCUGUUGAAACCAGAGACGGAUAAAAAAGUUCAGGAUGUUAUGCUGGAAAAGGAGUCGGACAUUUCUAAAUGUCAAGCUGUACAUGAUGUCAAAGACGAUUUGAAAAUGGACGCCUUAGCAGAAAAGUCCUUCUCAUCUGUGCCUCUUGAUGGACUCGUGGUGAUUGAAGAAUCUCAUGCUGCUCCUGCAAGUUUGGAAGUUAUAUUAGCCUGCGCUGAGGGUGGGUUUGAACCUUUAGAUGCGGGGGAUGUUGCAGGGCCUUCCUGGCAAGCGGGUCCAAAUCAUGUAAAAGGCACAAAAGGAGCGGUUCUAAUAGAACAAGAGGAUGAUCUCUGUGAUGUUCAAAUGAUCGAUAGUUUUAUGGAUCAGGAUGCUGAAUCUGAAGAGCAGCGAUUGAAAGGUGAAGAUUCUGGAAAUGGCCCACAGAAGAGUUGUGUUGAAAAUGCGGAAAUAACAUUAACCACUUCAUCACUGCAUGUCUAUAGAAAUCUUCGUGUUGAAGAACGCAUUCACUCUAAUGAAAGUAACGGCAUGAACAGCCUAAUAGUAGUUGCACACUCUAGGUUUGCAGAUGAGAGAGCAGAACAGAAACACAAGCUGAGGAGACUUGAAGGUUUUAGUGAUGUUGAUAACCAUCCGGAAAUAGAGCAGCACAUAGUUAAUAUUCGUGCAGUUAAGAUGCCCGAGACACAGAUGGCAAUACUAUCGUACUCAGAAUGCCAAGUUAUGAAGCAAGGUGACCAGCUCUUAAGUAUGGAUCCUGAUGCAAUUUCUGAGGGACUUCGGCAAGUAUUUUUACGGGAUAACGAUGCUACUCUUUCAGAUUCGCUGGAAACUAUACAAGUUACUGAAGCAGGAUUUGGAGUCGCUGAAGAGACGGGAAGAGAGGUACAGUCACUACUAGAAAGGAAGUUUAAAGAAAGACACCUUGACGAUCUUCGGGAUGAGGACUCUAUUCAUUUCAAGGGUCGCAUUAGACACCUUGAUGACCUUGAAGAGAACGGAAGACAGCCAUGUGCUUCACAAUUGAUUAGGGCUGUUCACAAUCAGUUGGCAGGCACAGAGGUUCUAGAUCGGAAGAAAAAGAGCAGGCCACGAGUAUACAAUCAUGAGAAAUCUCUUCAAGGAAAAGGGAAGUCUCACUUUCAUGUAUCAGGAGUUGAAAGAAAGUGGCCCUUACAGACCCAGAAAGAUAGUGGUAAUCGCUGCAGGCGCAAUCGACACAUAGAUCCAGAUCAUCGAGUCCCCGUCUUUAUCGAAGGUCGCGACGAGGGGUUUGAGGAGACGAAUGAUGGUGCAUUCUUGCGUUGGCUGUCUUAUCAAGAUGAAGGGAAUGGUGCACCAUCUCCAACUGCAGGAAAGAGACCUCGCAAGAAUAGCCGGGAAAUGGAGAAACACAUAAUAGCAAUUCCAUCUUUUCGAGUUGUUGCUGACUAUGAAAACAGACAGCAAGAAGUUGAGACGAGAAGGAAGCAGAUCUUAGCGCGAUCACACACUGUGCGGCCGUCAGAUUAUGACAUGGAUGAUGAAGAUGAACGAUGGCUGCAUGCAUGGAACAAGCAGCUGGCUAGUGUUGGCUUAAAGCAGCCGAUUUCUGAAGACAAGUUUGAAGAGAUCAUUGAGUUUUUCGAGAGAAAGGCAACCCAGUUGGAUCCAAUUCCAGCUGCGGAUGUUCUAGGACAUUCCAUACCUGGUGGUUCUCUACGAAUCGUCUCCCCAUCAGGUAUUAACCAAGCCAAUUUAGGUGUUACAGUUCCAGAAAAUGUACCUGUAUUGAAUCCAUCAAUAUUACGAUCUGGGCACACUUGGUCUGCCGGGGAAGGGGCUGUAGCGUCUUCAUCAAUCCAGGGUGACGUCAUUGAGAGAGAACCUGCCUCUCCAGCCAGUACAGUACGACUUCACACAUGGGCUUCAGAAAAUGAAAAGAACACUUGCAAAUUUGUUGUAGAUACUGUGAGCAAAAGGCCAAGUGAACGCUCAUUACAGAAAUCUUUCGACCCUCGUUUGCUGAACUCAAGUGACGACUGUUGCAUAUGUAACGGGGGGAAAGUUGAGGAGAAUAAGCCGGUGAAUACGUGCAAGCAAUGCUUUGUACAUGUCCAUCAAUCAUGCUCUGGCACCCGUGGAAAGCUUCAUGAUGACCAGAGUCGAGUUAUUGCACCUGCAUAUAGGUAUUGUCGCAAUUGUGAGGAGGUGGCUGAUGGCACAAUACAGUCUAGUGUUAGUUGUGCUUUGUGUCCAAAGAAAGGCGGCGCUUUGAAGCCUACAGUAGUCACUCAGAAGUGGGCUCAUGUCACUUGUGCUCUUCAUACCAAUGAAACUUCAUCUGUCGACCCUGAUGUGAGGGAACCUAUUGACAGUAUUACUGCAGUAGUGGAAAGGGCUCACGAACAAGAAGAUCGGUGCGGCUUAUGUGGGAUGAAUAAGGGCAUCUGUUCAGUUAAGGGUUGUAGAGCACCAUACCGUAGCUCUUUUAAAGCAAGCCAGGCGGCGUUAUUAGAGUUGCGGCAACCGGAUCAGGAAGCGGGAGGUGUCCGUUCCAUUUGCCCUCGCCAUGCGCGCACAACUCCCACAUCUAAGGAUAAUUUAAUGUUUAGCUGUAGUAUUAGCAGUGAAGCCACCCCUUCCGGCGCAGCCGGUGGCAGCAUUUCAACAGCUUCCUCUACAGACUGCAGGCACGAAGGCUCUCCUAGGCAAAGCAUUUCACACCAAGAUGUAAGUUUCGUACAGCAACUCCGGCGGGGCAAAAAUUCAAGUACAGAAGUUGCUGAUUUUACAGAUAGUGUGAUGAGCGUCAACGGGAAGCGUAUCGAGGAUGCAUGUAGGCUCAGAGGUAUACGUUUCAUUUUGAAACGUAGAAGGGAUGAGUCUUGCACUCAAUUAUCCGAAGAUGAAGUCUCAGAUGACCCUCAGCAGAAAGUUUCUAACGGAACAAGAGAUUUUAAAGAUAAGAUCGAAGCUCAGACGUGUAAAUCUAUAUCGCAUGUGGUUGAAUGUGGACAGAAGCCGAAGAAGACCAAAUUUAAAGUCGGAGGUCUUGCUCAUAAUCAACAUUCAGAAUCAUUACCCACGCUUAUCCAGCAUGAAUGCAAAAGCAGUGAGGAUCUACAGCCUGAGAAAAGCAAGGAGCUUCUUCCUGUAGUGGAUCAAUUGGCUGGUGAUGCUGCUAUGACGGACAAGGGUUCGCAGAUUUUAAGGAGCUUAACUGAAGACAGGUUUGUCAAAGAAGUCAAAGAACUUAUAAUUCUUGAAGAGGCAAUGCUUGCAGGUGUAGCGCCUCUACGUGUUAUGCGGGAAGCAUUUGUGUACUGGCGUGCCAAGCGAGCAGAGCAUGACGGUUCACUACUACGUGAAGUACACCACGAGCAAUUGUCAAAAUCCCAGGGUAUCUUCAACAAGGAUGCAAGUUUUGAGGAAAAUGCUGCUCGUGAGAAGAUGGGCUCUCUACCUCCUGUUCCACCAGCACAGCAACUAUUACCAAUGUCUUCUGAGAAGAUGCUGGAGAAGACCAAGGAGCUGCGGAAGCAGCUGGAGCAUCUGCGCACCAUGAGCCAAAUGGUGGUCCAACGUGAGAAACUCAAAUACAACCGACAGCUUGUACUUGGUACUAUAGCCUGGGCUGAGCAAAACAAGGCUGACAAUACAUCAAGAGUACGGUAUUGUGUUUGGUGUCCUUCAACUAAAACACUGUUGAGCUGUCAAACAUGUCCGCGCAGCUUUUGCUUCAACUGUUUCAAACAUCGGAAGGGUUUUGGAGUUAAGGGUUGGAUGGCUGCGAUGAAACAACCUCUAUACAGGUGUCACUAUUGCCGGAAGCUCUCGGCUAAAAUAGCAGACUUGUCUACUGAUUUGAAUUUAGCGCCAAAACAAUUUCUGGGUGGUGGGGUAAUUAGCACCUCAGCUAUUGUAGGUAAACCUGGAGGUGGGGAUAGAGAGAAGGGAAUUAGGAAAGGACGUGGUAAAGGAAGGAAUUGGCAAGAGAGUGAGUACCUCAUACCUGCACCAUUUACACUAGCUGAAGGUGGGAUAAUGGAUCUAGGAAGCAAGACCAUGUAUGUAAAUGAAGAGAGUACCAUGGCACGAGGGAUUAGAAGUGGUAAAGGAAAAGCUUGUACUAGAAGGGAAAAUGUAGGGAAUUGUUCUCCAACCCGUAGUACUCUGAUGAAUUCUUGCAAUGGGAAGGGGGUCAACAAUCAUGGUAAGCCCGACCUGCUUGAGACGGGAUUGAAGAAAUUCCUGAAUACUACCGAUGGCGAGAUGGAACAUUCCAGCUUCGAAACCACGCUUCUAAGACUGAAUCUCCUUCGGUGUACAAAUGCAGACGUCCAUCAGGAUGUGACAAUGUCAGUGGGAGAUCCAUCCAAGAAUGCGGUAGUAGAUUUUGCAGAUGCUGGAGACUCAGGUCCUGUUUUUAGAAGAGUGGAGGGUGCUGCACCAAGCUUAGGCAAUGCUGGAAAUAAUUUUGGUCUAGUCAGUCCUUCUGCUGCGCCUUCUCCUGCAUUACUUGUGUACAAGACAAAGAGGAAGUUUAUUUUGGAAAUAUGCUACAUAGAAAUGAAUGAGCAGCUACCAAGCUUUGGAGUAAACUCCUGCCAGUUCACACAUCGACGUAGAGAAGGGGAAGAACUACUACCGCUGAGGUCGCUAACAUCGACCCCCAUUUCCCCCUAAGCUUUGAGAGGCCCGGGUGGCAGAAAUGAGGAACAGACCCUUGUUUUGUUUUUGUUUUGUUUUGUUUUCUUUUCUUUUUUGAACUUAUAUACAAGAGCAACAAACUAUAACUAAAAUAACCCAUUAUGCUAUUCUUCUAUAAUAUUGUGAAUUGUUAGGUUGCUUUGGAGGAUCUUUGAAUUCCAUUUGAUUAUCAUAUUGGAUUUAAAUCUAA
This is a messenger RNA of Physcomitrium patens, 9139 nucleotides long. RefSeq lists its product as uncharacterized. The record is from RefSeq and is a predicted model, not a curated record. NCBI's taxonomy places the organism in Eukaryota, Viridiplantae, Streptophyta, Bryopsida, Funariales, Funariaceae. Gene Ontology annotation, biological process: regulation of transcription by RNA polymerase II.